AUGGCAGGCCCGCUGUGCAGGAUUGCGGUUUGGAAGGACCGUUCGGGAAGCGAGACGGCCAUGACGAUGUCCUGGAGGCGGCGCUCCACCAACAGAGGGCGCUGCUGCAGCAGCUUCAUUGUGGCUGUGGUGUGCGGGCCUUGGCCUGCAGUGAGCGGGGAGGCUCACUGUCUGUCUUCUCAGGGCUAUCUGAUUGGGGCGCGGCCGGAGAAUGCGUGCGAGCCAAUCGAGCCUCCACCGGCGAGGGACAACCUGACCGGAGCCUUCAUCGUCCUCAUCAAGCGCUUCGACUGCAACUUCGACAUCAAGGUUCUAAACGCCCAGAAAGCCGGGUACAAGGCGGCCAUUGUUCACAAUGUGGACUCUGAUGACUUAAUCAGCAUGGGAUCCAAUGACUUGGAUGUUUGGAAGCAGAUUGACAUUCCAUCUGUAUUUGUUGGUGAGGACACAGCCAACUCCCUGAAGGAGGAUUACCUCUAUGAGAAAGGUGGCCAUGUGAUCCUCAUGCCAGACUUCAGUCUUCCUCUGGAGUACUACCUGAUCCCUUUCCUAAUCAUCGUUGGAAUAUGCCUCAUCCUAAUUGUUGUCUUCAUGAUCACCAAGUUUGUUCAGGAUCGGCACAGGGCCAGGAGGAGUCGUCUCCGCAAAGACCAGCUGAAGAAACUGCCCAUUCACAAGUACAAGAAAGGUAAGGGCAACGUGGCCAAGGCUGGCCUUCUGUGCUUAUGAUGUUACUAUGAACAC
This is a messenger RNA of Clupea harengus (Atlantic herring), 744 nucleotides long. RefSeq names its product E3 ubiquitin-protein ligase RNF13 (gene rnf13). NCBI's taxonomy places the organism in Eukaryota, Metazoa, Chordata, Actinopteri, Clupeiformes, Clupeidae. The transcript has 7 exons. Bases 1 to 729 code for a protein of 242 amino acids. The record is from RefSeq and is a predicted model, not a curated record.